Molecule: messenger RNA, 749 nt
Organism: Aplosporella prunicola CBS 121167
Lineage: Eukaryota; Fungi; Ascomycota; Dothideomycetes; Botryosphaeriales; Aplosporellaceae
Exons: 2
Coding region: 97-564 (155 amino acids)
Source: RefSeq, a predicted model, not a curated record
CUUGGCUGCGUCUUGGGCCCUUCCCAUUCCGGGCACUGUGAUGAGGCAAACGUGACUUGUGCGCGCGCAGUGCAAAACCCGUGCGAGUGGUGGCGCAUGUCCUGCGCGCGGCCCUGUCUUGGCUGUGGUACGUUGUGCCUGCGCGUCCACCACCAUCAUCAUGACAGACAGGCAGGCAACCAGCCUUGCAAGUCCAACCUACCUACUCGUACCCAGCAGCAGUGCUCUGCCGCCGGCAGUAGCGUGAAGAACUCAAAUCAACCAGUGUGCCAGUCUGCCCGACCAGCCAGCCAACCAGCCAGCCAGCCAGCCAGCGGGUCCUUCCCUUCCCGUUUCUCUCCCUCUCUUCUCUUCACCCUAGCAAAUCGCACCCUCACGCAUAGUCGAUACAUGUACACGUACUUGUACACGUACACACACAUACUCGAGUACACGCGCGCGCGCUCGCGGGCGGCGCACGUAGCCGCUGCCACUGGCUUUGGCUUUGGCUCUGAUACUGGUGCUAGCGCUGGAGGGUCGGGCGUCUUUGUACUCGAGUACGUCUGGACAUGUAUGUACACGUAGAUGGUGUGUACUCGAGUAUGAGUAGGUAGCCGCCCGUUUGCUUGGCCUGUCAGCCUGACAGGCGGGUGGACGGGUGGAUGGCUGGCUGGUUCGCUGGCUGGAAGCGGGUGUUACGUGUGGUUGUGGUGGUGGUGGUGGAGUUGUGGAGUGCAAAGAUAGUCAGGUAGAGUACUCUAGUCAGUUGA